This is a messenger RNA of Oenanthe melanoleuca, 3941 nucleotides long. It is a transcript of the gene B4GALT5, whose product is annotated as beta-1,4-galactosyltransferase 5. Gene Ontology annotation, biological process: carbohydrate metabolic process; glycoprotein biosynthetic process. Gene Ontology annotation, molecular function: UDP-galactose:glucosylceramide beta-1,4-galactosyltransferase activity. The record is from RefSeq and is a predicted model, not a curated record. The coding region runs from base 107 to 1285 and encodes 392 amino acids. The transcript has 9 exons. NCBI's taxonomy places the organism in Eukaryota, Metazoa, Chordata, Aves, Passeriformes, Muscicapidae.
GCGCGGGCGGCGGCUCGGAGCGGCCCCGGCGCGGCGCUUCCCGCCGGGCCUCGGCGCAUGUGAGGCGGCCGAGCGGCUGCAGGGCGGCGGCGGCGCCGCAUCGGCCAUGCGGUGGCCCCGCGGCCCCCGCGGCGCCUGGCGGCUGCUGCCCCGGCGCUCGCUGCUGGCCGCGCUCUUCCUCUUCUCGCUCUCCUCCUCCUUCCUCUACUUCGUCUAUGUGGCGCCGGGCAUCGUGAACACCUACCUCUUCAUGAUGCAAGCCCAGGGCAUCAUGAUCCGUGAGAACAUGAGAACGAUUGGGGCUCAGGUGUACGAGCAGGUGGUCCGCAGUGCCUACGCCAGGAGGAACAGCAGCCUCAACGACUCAGAUUAUCCUCUCGAUCUGAGCCACAACGACACCUUCCUGCAAGCCACAACGUUUCUUCCUGAAGACUUUACCUACUUCCCCAACAAUACCUGUCCUGAGAGGCUCCCUUCUAUGAAGGGCCCCAUUGAUGUAAAUAUGAGCGAGAUCACCAUGGAGGACAUCCACCAGUUCUUCUCUAGGGACCCUUCCAUCAAGCUGGGAGGGCACUGGAAGCCGAGUGACUGCCUGCCUCGCUGGAAGGUGGCGAUCCUGAUCCCAUUCCGCAACCGCUACGAGCACCUGCCCGUGCUGUUCCGACACCUCAUCCCCAUGCUGCAGAGACAACGUUUACAGUUCGCCUUCUACGUGGUGGAGCAGGCUGGAAACCAACCCUUCAACCGUGCCAUGCUCUUCAACGUGGGCUUCCGAGAGGCCAUGAAGGACCUGGCCUGGGACUGCCUCAUCUUCCACGACGUGGAUCACAUUCCAGAGAACGACCGCAACUACUACGGCUGUGGGCAGAUGCCCAGGCACUUUGCAGCCAAGCUGGAUAAGUACAUGUACCUGCUCCCGUACAACGAGUUCUUCGGGGGGGUGAGCGGCCUGACUGUCGAGCAGUUCCAGAAGAUCAACGGGUUCCCCAACGCCUUCUGGGGCUGGGGGGGCGAGGAUGACGACCUCUGGAACAGAGUACAGUAUGCAGGCUACUCAGUGACUCGACCAGAAGGAGACACAGGGAAAUACAAAUCAAUUCCCCACCAUCAUCGGGGAGAAGUGCAGUUCCUAGGAAGGUACGCCUUGCUGAGGAAGUCAAAGGAGAGGCAAGCCCUGGACGGCCUCAAUAACUUGAACUACUUUCCAAACGUCACAUAUGACGCCUUGUAUAAGAACAUCACUGUAAACCUGACACCAGAGCUGGCUCUGGUGACCGAGUAUUGAGAGGAGAAAAUAACUCUGCUCUGCCCUUCACCAAGAAAGCACCACGCUAGACUUUCUUUUCCAAGGGUUAUUGAGGACAAGCUACACUUUGUCUAAUGAAGGAUCACAGUAUUUUGGAGGAGGAGGCUGAAAGUGCACGCACAAAUUGCCCAAGCUGUACCAGCCCAGCCCGGCGCCGGGCAGCGAGCUCAGCAGUCUCUUCAUUCUUCUGCCACUUGCUUUCUGGGUUUCAGGACAACAGUUGGACCUGCUGCUCUCGUCUCCACAUUCCUCUCAGCAGUCUCUGGCACUGGGACUCUCUGGAUGCACUCUCUCCUCCGGGAGGCUCAGCUGAGGGACUCUGGCUUCCUGCAGCAGUUUGGUUGGCACUGCCCUGGUGGGAGAUCAGACGACUCUUGAGGCCGUUCUUCUGUGUCUGUGCAGUUUUUUAAAUGACCUGCUUGAAGUAUAUACAACAGAAUCGCUUCUUAAAGAAGUGUAAGUGUAAAUAUGCUGUGUAAAUUGCCCCUUUUUAUUUUUCUCCUAUGGCUCAAGUCCAAGCGAGAGGUUUACAUGCAGUCACUCAUUUUAGUCCUGAGUUCUGUAAACACUUGUGUGAGCAUCGCUGUACUUGUGCAAGGUGUUCCUGUCAAGCCAGUGAGACUGCUCGUGUGAUUCCAGCUGGGCACAUGGAGAAAUGUUGGUGGGCCAGGGCCAGAACCUUCCAGUGCAGUGGGUGAGAAAUCCAGCCAGUCAUCACUUGUUCCAGAAACUGCAGGGCUGGCUUGUUCCAGGGAGGGUGAGGAAAUGGGAAUAUUUAUUUUUCUGUCACGUUUGCAACAUGGUGUGCAAAUAAAUCCAAAAGCCAUAGGGAGCACAGUCCUGUGGCUGUUGCUCUGUGUCCUGCUGAGGGCUGGGAUGGAGCCACUGCUCCCAUGAGCCCUCCCUGCACAGCAGCACUCACCCUCCCUCUGGAAGGUGCUGGAAGGUUUGGGAGGUUGGUUGAGCUUGUUUCAUGUCAGUCCAGCAGCACAAGGAGCUCUCGGGCCGGGCAGUGCCUGCACUGUCCCCUCGGGUCCUGGCAGCACUGGCAUGGGCACAGCCGGUGGGAUGGGGGUCACAGCUCAGUGAGAGACAUGAAGGACGUGAAAAUAUGAGGACUGGGAGCCAGAGCUCGGUCUGACAGCCCAUCCAGCCAUGCAGUGUCAUCCCUCUCUUUUCACUGGGCAGGCUGGACUCGGGGCCCUGUCCCCAGGACACGGCCCAGCCCUUACACAGCACUGACACCACCACUGUCACUGGACCCCUCUGACCUAACAGUAAAUACAUUGGGUGUUGGUUUGAGUUUGUAUUUCCACACAAGGGCAGGUACUUGACCUCUGAAGGACUUCAGCUCUUUCCAUUGCAUUGUUUGCCUUGUUUCCUUCACUUUGUGGUUUACAUUGUUCUCAGUUCCGUGGACGAAUGAUCCCCAUGCGCAUCUGUGGUGGGUGUGACUGCCCAGGGCACUCCUGACCUGCACCACAACACCUGAGCUUAGGAAACACGAGCUCUGUGUGGAUCUUGUUGGCCGGCAUGAGAGGGCAGAGCCUGCCCUUGAGAAGCGCUGAUGAGUUUGUAACUAAGUUUUAAACCUCUGACCUUACACGUGCUUUAAACUCGCUUCCCGGGGGGAUGCAGCCUGGUGGUUUGCAGGCAGAGGUGAGGAUUUGCUUUUUCUGGCCAUACAGCAAUAAAGACUUUUGCUUCAGUCUCCAUCUGUAAUUCACGUGGACCCUGUCCGGGUGCUGAUCCCUGCCCCUCUUCUCUUUCAUCCUGAGACCCUGCUAGGAACCUGUCUUUGUUUAAUGGUGCUUCAAACAAGGAAUGUACUUCAACUAGUCCGAGUUCACGACCCCAGAAUCAUGCAUGUGUGUGUGAGUAGGUGUUGAACGACCUUAGCUGGGAUCCUCAGCCUCCCUGUCCCUGCCCUGCGGCCCCUGGUGUGGCGCAGGAGCUGUUCCCUCUGCCCAGAGCUGGCACACGAGGCUCCAUCCCCAGCACCCCUUCCUUCCCUCCACCGCCCGUUGAUUUGCCCUUUUUAAAAUGUGGAUUAUCUGAAAAUGUGCACUGUUAAUCUUAUCAGCUCUGUCAAAUACUGUAUAGUAAAUGUAACUGUUAAAAACAUACUGUCAAGCGCAUGUGCUGUAAUGGUGUAAAAAUUCUUGUAUUAAGGAGAACUUGUACAUAUUCUGGCAGCUGAAGUUCAACAAGGCCACUCGUUCGCCCCUUCCACGUCAGCCCUGCUGGAGGGCAGGUCCUCUGCGAUGCUGAUUUAUUUUUUUUAAAUGAGCCACGUGGGUUUUAUUUGCAAAACUAUUUAUUGACAGUUAAUUCUCCGUAGAGCUCUAGGGGAGGUUCCGUCUGAGCAGCGGCCGCGCUCUGCAGGCCCCUCACCAUCACAAGUGGCUUCAAACUCAGCUUCCCAUCACCAUGGCUUUUGAGCUUACUGUUAUGUUUUUAAGAGGUGCCAGGGGGACAUUUUUGCACUGAAGAUUAGUGUUUUACAACACACACACACUUCUCAGCAAAGCAAUCCUUUGUGUCAUUACAUUUAUUUACCCAUGUGUUUGUACAUUUUUGUAUUUGUUAAUUUAUGAAUGAUUUUUUCAGUAAAAAAUACAUAUCGAAGAACAGA